AUGGAUACGAUAUUUAAUAGUACGGAGAAGAAUGCUAGAGGAAUUCCAGCUGCUCCAUUUGUCGGAGAAGUUGAAGAGUUCAUUAAAGAUCCGAAUGAUUUUGAUCUAGUAUUUAGCAAGUUUCAAGAAAGAUUGUCAAUGUACAAAUAUAUGCAAGAAUCUAAAGGGUCCACGGUGAAACAAUUGCGUGUCCGUAUUCCAGAUAUUGAGCAUACUCUGCAAGUGUGCAAGACAUUGCAACAUCAUCAUGAAUCAUCUGACGAAGAUAAUAAUGAAAUGGAAGUAAAUUAUCAAUUGAAUGAUACUCUAUAUACAAAGGCUAGCAUUGAUACAAAGGACACCAAAGUUGGUCUGUGGUUAGGUGCAGAUGUGAUGUUAGAAUAUCCUGUUGAAGAAGCAAUCGUCUUAUUACAGGAACGUCAUAACGCCGCACAAAAGAGUCUCGAAACUGCUCUUGAAGAUGUGGAAUUUUUAAGAGAAAAUAUCACUACAAUGGAAGUCAAUUGUGCAAGACUCUACAACUGGGAUGUAGAGCGUAGGAAGGCUCUACGUGAAGCAGAAGAAGGUACUAAGAACCUUGCCAUAUAG
Molecule: messenger RNA, 588 nt
Organism: Maudiozyma saulgeensis
Lineage: Eukaryota; Fungi; Ascomycota; Saccharomycetes; Saccharomycetales; Saccharomycetaceae
Source: the annotation of a GenBank genome assembly